Messenger RNA from Topomyia yanbarensis, 940 nucleotides. RefSeq names its product collagenase-like. Gene Ontology annotation, molecular function: serine-type endopeptidase activity. Lineage: Eukaryota; Metazoa; Arthropoda; Insecta; Diptera; Culicidae. The transcript is spliced from 2 exons. The record is from RefSeq and is a predicted model, not a curated record. Gene Ontology annotation, biological process: proteolysis. Bases 38 to 871 code for a protein of 277 amino acids.
UUCUCUUUAGUUCAGGACAAUCAACAGGUGUGUCAAAAUGAAGUUGUUCUUAGCGCUAAUGGCCUUCGUGGCACUGUCCCAGGCUGCCCAGCUCCGCUAUCAAACUCCGAUUACUAUGCGUGAGGCUCAUGAUGCUGCGCAAAAAAGUCACGUUCGAAUCGUAAACGGAUUCCCAGCCUCGCCGGGACAAUUUCCGUAUCAGGUAUUCCUAAUUGGGUUCAUGCCCGGUGGCGGUGCUCUGGCCUGCGGAGGAUCCAUCAUUUCGAACUACUGGAUUCUGACGGCUGCCCAUUGCAUCGUUGGUGUAGAGCGUUUUGAGGUUUCCAUGGGAUCGAUUGCCCAUGCCUCGCCGGAAGUUCGCGGAUACUCGAAUAAUUUCAUUGUUCAUUACGCAUACAAUCCGAACAAUCUGAACAACGACAUUGGUUUGGUUCGUCUGAACGACCCAGUUGGUUACUCACAGAAUAUUCAACCCGUCAAUCUACCAAGCGGAGACCGUGCCGGUGAAAGCUUCGAGGGUUAUCGUGCUACGGUUUCCGGUUUCGGAGUUGCCAGUGAUGCUCCGGGAAGUGGAGUGUCACCGACCAAAAACUGGGUAAACAUCCGAAUCAUAUCUAACGGUCAGUGCCAGGGUGUUUACGGUCCGGAUGUUAUUGUUGGUUCGACGAUCUGCGGCUUAGGAGCCGACUUUGACAGCCAGAGCACUUGUAGCGGUGACUCCGGCGGUCCGCUGACUAUCGAUGAGCACGGAAGCACACAGAUCGGUGUGGUUUCGUUUGUAUCGUCCGCUGGAUGCACAUCCGGGCAUCCUUCGGGCUAUGUGCGUACCACGCAUUUCCGCGGAUGGAUAAAUGAGCAUACCGGUAUUUAAAAAGGCAAACUUGGAAGACUGAUGAAAUGAUGGAUAAUGAUAUAAAUGGAUGUCUCAUAAAAACAAUAA